AUGCCACCAGAUGUUGCUCAGUCAGUGGAACAGAAUCAGAAGAAGGAUACGAAGGAGGCGGCAUGGAGCAGCAAACGAGCAAAGAAGCAGCAACAUGCAACAGCGCCAUCGGCGUCGGCAUCAUCUUCAGCAGCGGACAGCUCAGGCACCGGCAGGAUGCACACAGAGGAACAUCGAGAGCCGCCCUACUUUAUGGAUGAGGAAGGACAUGUUUGGAAGCAAAGUAUUGUCAACGGACCAACAACAUAUUUGGGACGUAUCACUGAAGUGCGCAAAGGGCAGAAAGGCCAUUCUAUAGCAGUACGUUGCCAACAUCACACCAACUGCAGCGUCCUCAAGACGGCUAAUGCUUUUGCACCUCGUGGACACCUGACAUAUGACAUGCUGAUGCAGUGGCUCUUCAUUGGACCUGACCGGGUUCCUAACCGCACAGACGCAGCUGCCCACAGGACCUUGUUUCACGCAAUAGCAGCGGCUUAA
Messenger RNA from Durusdinium trenchii, 480 nucleotides. Lineage: Eukaryota; Dinophyceae; Suessiales; Symbiodiniaceae. The record is from the annotation of a GenBank genome assembly.